Nomascus leucogenys (northern white-cheeked gibbon) is the source of this 2090-nucleotide messenger RNA. RefSeq names its product zinc finger protein 436-like. Gene Ontology annotation, biological process: regulation of transcription by RNA polymerase II. Gene Ontology annotation, molecular function: RNA polymerase II cis-regulatory region sequence-specific DNA binding; DNA-binding transcription factor activity, RNA polymerase II-specific. Lineage: Eukaryota; Metazoa; Chordata; Mammalia; Primates; Hylobatidae. The record is from RefSeq and is a predicted model, not a curated record.
AUGCUCUGCUCGGUGUGCGGGGCCAGUCAUUGUCUGAGCAGUCGCCUAGACCUAAGUCUCCCGACGCGGACGACCAGUUGCAAAACAGAGACCACACUGAGAGUGGGCAACUUAGCAGCAGCGGUCGCAGCUCUGCGCUUGCGCCCGAGAGCCAGCGACAGCCGGGCUGUGCUGGGAUACACUUUCCUGGAGGUUUUUGCAAAGCCCCUCCCCUGGUAUCCGCAGACAACCCUGGGAAAUGUAGUCUGCGGACAAGAGCCAGCCGGCCUACAGCCAGAGCCAUGCAAGCGCAUUUCUCUUCGGACAGGUAAACCCUUUGUCAGCGCGCUCCUCCGCGCGCUGAGUGAGAAAGCGGCCAGAAGGAGCGAGUGGAGAGCCCUGGAGAGGUGGGAGUGGAGGCUCUCUUUUAUACCUGCGUCUGUCGCUGAUUCCAAAAGGCAUAGGGGAGCCCGGGACGCGCCCUCCAGGCCACUGGGCGUGCAGUGUAUCCUGCGGGAACCCGAGCCAGCUCGGGGCCAGCCACUGUCUCAAGACUCUGCCCUUCAAGAGAAGAGCCCAGAAGAAGAGAGAAUGACUGCUAGGCCCUUGAUGGCUGGAUUCAGGUUACCAAAGAUGUUGGAAGAGGUGGCUAUGGACAUCACCUGGGAGAAGUGGAAGCAAAUGGACCCUGUUCAGAAGUCCGUAUACAGAAACAUGUUGGAAAAAUAUAGAAACCUGGUUUUGCUAGCUUUCAGUUACUGUUCAGACCUCAUUCAACAUCAGAGAAUGCACACUGGAGAGAAACCAUACAAAUCUAAUGAAUGUGGGAAUGCCUUUAGUGAUUGUUCAGCCCUUAUUCAGCACCAAAGAACUCACACUGGAGAAAAGCCUUAUGAAUGUAAGCAAUGUGGAAAAGCCUUUAGCAGAAGCACAUACCUUACUCAACAUCAGAGAAGUCAUGCAGGAGAGAAACCAUAUAAAUGCAAUGAAUGUGAGAAAAUUUUCAGCCUGAGUUCAUUCCUUACACAGCAUAUGAGGGUUCAGACUGGAGAAAAACCCUACAAAUGUAAUGAAUGUGGAAAAGCUUUUAGUCACCGCUCAGGACAUUUUCAGAGAACUCCCACUGGAGAGAAGCCCUGUGAAUGUAAUGACUGUGGGACUUUCAGUUUCUGUUCAGCCCUAAUUCAACAUAAGAGAAUUCAUACCAGAGAGAAGCCCUAUAAAUGCACUGACUGUGGAAAAGCCUUUAGUGAUCGGUUAGCACUUGUUCAACAUCAGAUAACUCACACUGGAGAAAAACCCUAUAAAUGUACUGAAUGUGGAAAAGCCUUCAGUAGGAGUACAGACCUCAAAAAUCACCAGAAAACUCAUACUAGUGAAAAAUCCUAUAAAUGUAAUGAAUGUAGAAAGGCCUUUAGUUACUGCUUUGGUCUUAUUCAACAUCAGGUCAUUCAUACUGUAGAAAAACCUUAUGAAUGCAGUAAAUGUGGCAAAGCUUUGGGCAGAGGACAGACCUUAAAAAACAUCAGAAAAUGCAUACCGAAGAGAAACCCUAUGAAUGUAAUGAAUGUGGGAAAGCCUUUAGCCAGAGCACAUAUCUUACAAAACACCAAAAAAUUCACAGUGAAGAGAAAUCAAAUAUACAUACUGAGUGUGGGGAAACCAUUAGACAGAACUCUUCUUCUUUACAACAAUAAAAACCUCGCACUGGAGAGAAAUUCUCUGAAUGCCUUAAGAAUUUGUUUAAUAUGGAGACCCUUCCUGGGGAAACAGAAGGAGGAUCAUGGAAACUGUUGACUACUUAGAAUGACUACUUAGGUUUAGUGGAGAGAGCAUGAUUCUGGGUUUUAAAAGUCAUGGAUCUCAAUCUCAGGUCUAUUACUAACUAGAUCUUUUACUUUGGGGUAAGUCACUUCAUAUCUUUAGGCCUUAAUUUCCUCAUCUGAAAAAUUGGAAGACCUGAUUUGUUGAGCUUUAAGAUCCUCAAUUAUUAUAUUUACUAGGAAUUCAAGUUUCUAUAGAUGUGGUUCAGAAUUGUGACUUACUUAUUGUACAUCAGGUGUGAUUCACAAGUGAGCUUGUAGCAGUUAUUAAGGAGUCAAUAAAUAUAU